Molecule: messenger RNA, 915 nt
Organism: Bolinopsis microptera
Lineage: Eukaryota; Metazoa; Ctenophora; Tentaculata; Lobata; Bolinopsidae
Exons: 3
Coding region: 29-898 (289 amino acids)
Cellular component (GO): lysosome
Molecular function (GO): cysteine-type endopeptidase activity
Source: RefSeq, a predicted model, not a curated record
UCGGACUGAAUAAAAUUACUUUGUAGCCAUGUUGUUUCUAACAGUUUUUGUUUUAGUUCAAAGCAGCCACUGCUUAUUAUCAAAGCAAGAUAUUAUCCGCGAGAAUUUGGCAAAAAUCCAGCAAUGGAAUCAGGAAGCAGGAUCCAGCACCAUGUUUGCAGGUAAUCAGUAUCUAGCCUACACCGAGGAGGAAACAGAAAAAAUGCUCGGAAUUCAGGAGAUAGAAGUGAAGUUCCCACCACGAACUGUGAAAAUUGAGAGUAAAUUGGAACAAGGUACUCCGUCUUCAUUUGACUGGAGAUGGUUUGAUGCAGUCACUUCCACUCGGUUCAGUUCUGUCCAGAGUCCAUUCCUUGAGGCUGCUGUUAACACUAUUGAGUCAGCUUACUUCAGGGCAUCAGGAACGUUAGUAACAUUCUCCGCUCUAGAGAUCGAGCAAUGCUCAGAAGACAGUCCUCUCACAGACCCACUAGCCGCGUUCAAAUACAUUGCUAAACACAAGAGACUAGGCAGCUUAUCAGGAUAUGAGGCACCAAGCAAGUGCGCAGUUAGAUCCACUGAGAAUGCCAUGACAGGGGGUCUGGUUGAUGGUUACUACCGUGUUGCAGCUGAUGAUUAUGAUCUGGUGAACUCAAUGAUGAGGUAUCCAGUGCUAGCAGCAGUCAGAGUCUCACAAAAGUGGACCUUCUACAGCUCCGGAGUUCUAAGUGCAGCUAACUGUCCCUCAGGAGUCCCCAACCACGCGGUACAGAUAGUAGCCUACUCGCCUACCUGGUACGCAGUCAGGAACUCGUGGGGUCCCGAGUGGGGCGAGUCAGGGUACAUCCGGCUUGAAAGGGGACUGGGAGCCAACCCUUGUGGGCUUCUCAACCUUCUUAUUGAACCAGAGGUGGAGUGACAGAAGUUUUAAUGUGU